Molecule: messenger RNA, 1097 nt
Organism: Salvia hispanica
Lineage: Eukaryota; Viridiplantae; Streptophyta; Magnoliopsida; Lamiales; Lamiaceae
Product: putative HVA22-like protein g
Source: RefSeq, a predicted model, not a curated record
CACAUGUAUCAUCCCAACUCAUAAACACCACCUCUCUCAUUCUCUCUCUAUAUAUAAACGCGGCGUAGACAUACAUUCAUUUGCACCAUCAUCCUUACGCACUCGCGCACGUUCAUAACUAACUUCCACCUCUUCUCCCCCCAGUUCUUCAUACUCCAUAUACUAAUUUGAAGCCUGUCACGGUUCAAUCCUUGUUUUCCCGAUAGAACUAUCAGUGAUUUGAAGAUGAUUGGGGAAUUCGUCACCAGUUGCUUAAUAUUGGUACUAGGAUAUGCAUAUCCUGCUUUUCAAUGUUUCAAGACUGUAGAGAAAAACAGAGUUGAGAUUCCGGAACUGCGCUUUUGGUGUCAAUAUUGGAUACUUGUUGCGAUUAUCACAAUUCUUGAGAGGAUUGGGGAUGUAUUUAUUUCAUGGUUGCCAAUGUAUGGAGAGAUGAAAUUGGCGCUCUUCAUAUACCUCUGGUAUCCCAAAACUAAUGGAUCAGGAUACAUAUAUGAUAGAUUGCUACGACCAUAUGUGUCAAGGCACGAAACAGAUAUCGAUAGAAGUUUAAUCGAAUUUAGAGAGAGAGCAUGGAACUUAGCAAUAUACUAUUGGCACAACUGCACAGAACUUGGCUCCACCAAGAUCCUCCAAUUCCUUCAAUUUGUGUCUUCACGGAGUACUCAGAAUCCCGGGAACCAACAACAACGGGUCAACACAACUCCCGAGCCCAGCGCGCCACGUGUGGGUUUCAUGAAUAGUCAGCCGCCAUCCCAUUUUAGCCAAGCGCCAAGGUCGGAGAAUGGGACACAUUUGGUUAGGCCUGAGGAUGUGAUUGUUUGUGAUUCAAACUGUGUUGGUGCAUUUAACUCCAACGAGAAAUUGGGUUUGGAGAAAGAUGUUUCGACGGCUAAGCACAGACUUAGGCGCUUCAUAGAUGGCAACUAGUCAAAUGAUGUUUUAAAAAUUUGUUCAUUCUUUUUAAGAUUUAGAUAUUGUAAAUAUUCGAGAUUGCAUUGCCAGACCAGUUAGUAGAAUUCAGUCAUGCGAGUCAGUACCCAAUUCCUAAUGUACCUAUUGCCUAGUUACGAAUCAAGUACCCAAUUUUCAAUGUA